GAAUAGACAUUUAACUAUGGUUUUUUCACUCAUUUUUGAAAUAUUUGAAGAAUACCAAAAAGUGGGAUUUUUUUUCCGCUUCAUUAGCAUCAUAGGGAUAUUUUCACUUUUUUCAGCUAUUUUGUCAGUAAAAAGGCUUGUUUUUGAAAUUUUCUUUUCAAAAGGAAUUGAUGUAAAAACAUUUCAAACAAGGUCUGGGGCUUGGGCAAUUAUUACUGGUGCAUCAGAAGGAAUUGGUCGCGAAUUUUCCCUUCAACUCUCAAGAUAUUACUUCAAUGUAGUUCUUAUUGCAAGAUCAAAAGAUAAACUUGAAGCUUUGUCGAAAGAAAUAGAAAGUCUCUAUUCAGUAAAGACUAUUGUUCAUAUCAUGGAUUUUUCUACAGCAAAUGCUAGAGAGUAUGAGGUCUUAAAAGAAAUUAUUGAGGAUUUAGAUAUCAAGAUUUUGGUAAAUAAUGUCGGGCUAUCACAUACAAUGCCAACGCCGUUUUCAUUAACUACUCCAAAAGAAAUUCAAGAUAUUACAACAAUUAAUUGUAUUGCAACACUUAAAGUAACAAAUCUUGUUAUUCCUGGAAUGAUUAGAAGAAAAAGCGGACUUAUAUUAACAAUGGGGUCUUUUAGUGGAAUAAUGCCUACUCCUCUUUUAGCAACAUAUUCAGGAAGUAAAGCGUUUUUAAUAACAUGGAGUCAAGCAUUGGCGGAAGAGUUGAAACAUGAUGGCAUUACUGUUCAAAUAAUUAAUUCAUAUUUUGUUGUUUCGUCUAUGUCAAAAAUAAAAAAAUCAUCUUUUUUUAUCCCGACUCCUAAACAAUUUGUAAAUUCAGUACUUAAUUCUAUCGGUUUACAAAGAGGAGCCGCAACUCCUUAUACCAUGACGCCAUAUCCUUCUCAUUCUAUUUUAAAUUGGCUUUUGGAAAAUGUGGCCUUCAAAUUAAGUCGUUCACUUGUUCUUAAACAAAAUUUUAAAGAACUUCAAAAGAUUCGAAGAAAAGCAUUGCAAAAACUAAAUACUAGUAGCGAAUGA
Molecule: messenger RNA, 1024 nt
Organism: Pneumocystis murina B123
Lineage: Eukaryota; Fungi; Ascomycota; Pneumocystomycetes; Pneumocystales; Pneumocystaceae
Exons: 7
Coding region: 17-1024 (335 amino acids)
Biological process (GO): fatty acid elongation
Cellular component (GO): endoplasmic reticulum
Molecular function (GO): ketoreductase activity
Source: RefSeq, a predicted model, not a curated record